UUUUUUUUUUUGUCUUACACAUUACUCCUUUGACUUUUUUUUUAACAGAAAAGUAUAUAAAUCCGUCAAGAUGGGUAAAGUUCAUGGAUCGCUCGCUCGUGCUGGUAAAGUUAAAUCUCAAACUCCUAAAGUUGAAAGACAAGAAAAGAAAAAAAAGAAGGCUGGUCGAGCUAAAAAACGUAUUUUAUAUAAUCGUCGAUUUGUUAAUGUAACCAAUAUGAUCGGUGGAAAACGAAGGAUGAAUCCUGCUCCAACAACCACAUAAAUACCAUAUUUUACAUUUCAAUUAGUUAUAAUUAAUAAAUCUUAUUCACUUAUAUGAUCUUGUUUUUAUUUUGUUAUAUCCAUCGGCGAUAGAUCUUUAUAAUAGUGAGUUAGUAUAUGUUAUUUUGAUGAGUACAUAUUUCAAGUGAGGAUAAAAAAGCAAUAAAU
Rhizophagus irregularis DAOM 181602=DAOM 197198 is the source of this 432-nucleotide messenger RNA. The record is from RefSeq and is a predicted model, not a curated record. Lineage: Eukaryota; Fungi; Glomeromycota; Glomeromycetes; Glomerales; Glomeraceae.